Messenger RNA from Tupaia belangeri chinensis (Chinese tree shrew), 1058 nucleotides. RefSeq names its product family with sequence similarity 216 member A (gene FAM216A). Lineage: Eukaryota; Metazoa; Chordata; Mammalia; Scandentia; Tupaiidae. The transcript has 7 exons. The coding region runs from base 20 to 784 and encodes 254 amino acids. The record is from RefSeq and is a predicted model, not a curated record.
GCGGUCGGGCACCGGGGAGAUGCCGGGCCGGGGUGCGGGGUCCGACUGGACGGAGUGCUGCCCUUCCCUAGAGCCGCCCGCAGCGGCCGGGACCCAGGGCGGCGGCGGCGGAUCAGCUGGACAUCCUUAUUAUGAGAAUUCCAAAGAUAGAAUCAAAGAUGGACACAAAGUGAAUUCACACAUAGCCAAGCUCCAAGAGUUAUGGAAAACUCCUCAAAUUCAAACGGUUCACAUCCCUAAAUCAAUGAUGGAUGCAUCGUUUCUAAAGCACCCAGACCUCACCAUAGGCCAGAAGCGUUACCUGUGCAGCAUUGCUAAGAUCUAUAAUGCCAACUAUCUGAGGACGUUAAUGAAGAGACAGUAUAUGCACAUGAUUCAGCGCAGCUCACAAAAGCCAGGUGUCCUCACUCAUCACAGGAGCCGCCUCAGCUCUCGUUACUUGCAGAAACAGCAUUACCCCUGCACUACAUGGCGACACCAACUGGAGAGAGAGGACUCAGGACCUUCAAACAUGGCAGCUGCAUCCACACCUGAAAUGAUCAUACAGCAUUCCCUUUGGCGACCAGUGAGAAACAAAGAAGGGUUAAAAACUGGAUAUGCAUCUAAAACAAGAUGCAAGUCACUGAAGAUUUUUAGAAGAUCAGGCAGACUGUUCAUGCAACCAGUUUCUUCAAAUGAUUCAGAAUCAUACAUGAAUGAAGAAAAAAAGGAAGAAGAUUUACUAAAUAAGUAUAUGCAAUCAAUGUCAAUUGAAGAACAGGGAGAACACCUGAUGUUAACUUGACAGUCUUGUCUUGUACAUCAAAUUCUACCACUCACUGACAUCCAGAUAUUGUGCCAAAGGUGGGGGGGAUGGGGUUGUGAGUUGUGUCCUCUUCCUACAUUUAGAAUAGUAUUGUUAUCGAUCACUAAGUCAUUAAGUAAUUUUGGUUUGUUUAGAAAUGUUUACAAUUGGUCUAAUGUUUUCUGUGUACCACUGCUGUUUGUGUAGUAAAAUUUAUGUGUAAUAUAUGCUUGUAUUUCUAGCUAGAUAUAAUUAAAAUGUUUAUCACUUAAAA